UUCCUUAAAUAGUAUUAGGACUAUAUCCCAUAUAAGUAGUACACUAACUUUAUAUAUCAUUAAUAUAUCAUUAAUACAUCAUUAAGUAUGGCUGUGAGUUCGAAACAAGUGUUGUCAUUGUACAAACAAUUAUUAGAAAAGGCUGCUAAGUUUGAUAACUACAACUUUAGAGAGUACUCCAAGAGAAGAGUAAGAGAUGCUUUCAAAGAUAAUAAGAAUUUGAGUGAAGAGAAGUCUAUUACUGAAUUCUAUAAUAAAGGUAUAGAGAGCUUGGCUCAAUUACAUAGGCAGUCUACUAUUUCCCAAAUGUUUACAUUUGAUAAGUUGGUAGUUGAACCAUUAAAACAAAAACACCAGUAGUUGGAUUACUUAUUUAUAUGAUUCCUUAUUCAGUAUACUUUCCAUUCGUGCACAUAGUUCUUCUUUCUUUAAUUAUAAUAUAAUGACAAUGAUAGCUUGUAA
Scheffersomyces amazonensis is the source of this 462-nucleotide messenger RNA. RefSeq lists its product as uncharacterized. Gene Ontology annotation, cellular component: L-cysteine desulfurase complex; mitochondrion. The record is from RefSeq and is a predicted model, not a curated record. The transcript has a single exon. Gene Ontology annotation, biological process: iron-sulfur cluster assembly. Bases 88 to 360 code for a protein of 90 amino acids. Lineage: Eukaryota; Fungi; Ascomycota; Pichiomycetes; Serinales; Debaryomycetaceae.